Phacochoerus africanus (Common warthog) is the source of this 4187-nucleotide messenger RNA. RefSeq names its product GPRIN family member 3 (gene GPRIN3). Lineage: Eukaryota; Metazoa; Chordata; Mammalia; Artiodactyla; Suidae. Gene Ontology annotation, biological process: neuron projection development. Gene Ontology annotation, cellular component: plasma membrane. The coding region runs from base 659 to 2986 and encodes 775 amino acids. The transcript is spliced from 3 exons. The record is from RefSeq and is a predicted model, not a curated record.
CCGCGGCCGCCACCGCCACCGCCACCGCCUGCGCUCCUGCCGCCCCUUCCUCGGAUGCUCCGGCGGGGCAGCGCUGCCCUGCGAGGACAGAUGGGUGCAGCCCGGGCCUGAUGGGUGAGCUGUCGAGCACGUGAGCUCCCACCUCCAAUUCGGCUCGGCGCCCGGCGGCGGCGGCGGCGGCGGCGGCGGCUGCAGCCCCGCGGUGGGGGCGGCCCCCGCGGUCUCCGCCCGGCUCCUGCGCGCCGCCUCUGCUCUUUGCAUAGUAAUUUCAGUUCCUGCUGGCACCCAGCUCGCUCCCGGAACAGGUCUGCAGAGGACCUCCGCUCCCGAGCCCGCCUGAGCCGGCGGCGUGGCGACGAGAGCCGCUGCCUGGGAUAUGCGACGGGGAGCCCCCGCCACAGCGCAGACAGGGGUCCCGCCGCGCCGGGGAGAGCCGGGCGACCGCAGGUGGCAGCGGGACAAGAUAACUCUGCGCCCCGAGACAGGUAAUCCUGUUCUACUAAUUUAAGAAGACUUUCCUGGAACUCACAUCUCUCUUGAGACAGACAGAUCCUUCAAAAGACUCGCCCAUUAACGGCACCUUCACUCUGAGCUGCGACUACUUCCCAGCGGGAGCGCUGCUCAGGGCAGAGCCUGAGGUUUCCCGCCCUGCAGUUCCAUGGGGACUGUACCUGAUCCCCUGAGAUCAGCUAAAACAUCUCUGAUCGCGGCUUCUGGAAAAGAAGAGGAUCCAGGAGAGGCACAAGCUGCCUCAUCCCAGCCUCGACCGGCCCUCCUGUGUAAGAACACCAAUGGCCUUUCCAGCCCUCCUGAAGAAGCAGACCUGAGCCCCAGGCCGGCUGCUGUGGCUCUGAUGCAGGCCAGUGAGCAUGAGACCCCCCGGCCAGCCAGGUCUUCUCUGGGCACUGUCAGUGAGGUGGGGAAAGCCUCUCCCACACUCAACUCCCCUGGCAAUACCCAGCUGCCAGGGAGCCAGGAGCCCACAGCACCAGCCCCGUGUUCUGAGGCAGGAAGGGAUCUUCUUAUGCACACAGCCUUUACAAUGCCAGGCGAUGGGCACACCCACCCGGCCAUCCCAGGGCACCAGCCCAACACCAGCCCCCCAUCAGGACCUGAAGAUACCCUGGUGAAAUCACAGAGAACUUCAGAUGGGGAGAAACCUGAGAAGUCGAACUGUCCCGUGGGGGGCAUCUGUGGCAACAGCAAAGAUCCAAUGCCCUGUGAUUUCCCUUCUCGAGAAACAAUCCAGGGAAUGGUGGUGCCCGCUGCAAAUACAGCAGCCAGGGCACCCAGUCUUGCCUCCACUCCUAUAGGUGGACCUGAAAGGGAAAGGCAGCGAGCCCUUUGUGAUUCCCAGACAAGGCAAGACCCUCCAGCGAGAGAAGAUGGAUGUUCAGGGGACAAACAGCCCUCUGCCGCCACCUCAGACACCCAGGCCGUGACUUCGGGGACACCUCAACCAUCUCACCUCCCUGGCCAAGAGUCGACGUUGCCUCCAGACCCAGAGAAGGCGCCGCUGCCAGCACCGCUCCAGGGGUCAAUGUUCAAAGAAGCAAGUACCAUGACCAACCAAGCCGAAAAUGAGACCGAGGACGUUCCCACCAGGGCUCGGCAGGAUGCGGAAGUGCAGGCGGUGGCCAGUGUGGAGAGCAGAUCCGUGUCCACCAGCCCCAGCAUCCUCACUGCAUUCUUAAAGGAAACUCCGGCUCCGGAGCGGUUCGAACCACAAGAGCAGCUGCGUGUGGUUUGCCACGAGAGCAGCAGCAGCAGCAUAAGCCACACCAUGGAGCUGUCGGACCACACCCUAGCCUCCCGGGGGCCGGGCAUCAUGCCAGAGGUGCACAUCCAGGCUGCUGCAGCUGUGUCGGCAGCUUUGGAAAGUAAAUCAGUGAGCCCACUGGGUGGGGUCCCUAAAACCUCAUCAGUCAGCGUGGCUCAGGAUGCAUGUAAAGAAGACGGGAGGUCAGCACGCAUGACCCCAGCGAGGGAAGAGCCCGCCUCCAGACAGCUUUUGGGUACCCAGUCUACCUCCCUGAAAGCCAGCCCCAGUGACCAGAUUUCUCUCGGUGCAGGACAUCAGGCUGAAACAAGUCUUGGGAAAUUUGAAAUGAAGCCAUCUGAGUUUGCAGCGGAAACCAACAAGGGCCACAAAACCGACCCAGACUGCAAAUUCUCCAGCUCCUGUGGCCCUGCCAGCAAAGCUGACCAGUCUGAAAGCUUGGAUCUUGCUGGUAAAGGGGAUACAAGAGAGAAGAGGCUUGCAUCUCCUCAGAUAGUAAAAGAAGAACCUCCUGGCCUCGAUAUCCUGGACGCAAGGGCAAAGGCAGAAGCCAAAACCCUACUGCUCCAUCCCAAGUCUCAAGAAAGCAGAGGGGCAGUGCCAGCCUCCAGUCCUACACCCUCCCCGGUUAGAAAAAGCCAGGAGGUCACCGUGGAAGACAACAGACAGACCAAGAUAGCCGCCAGCCUCAGCCUGCCAUCUGAUGCCAUGGGGGACUCCAGCCCAGGUUCUGGCAAGAGGACCCCUUCUCGCUCUGUCAAAGCCAGCCCCCGCCGGGGCAGCCGGGUCAGCGAAUUCCUCAAGGAGCAAAAGUUAAACGUGACAGCGGCGGCCGCCCAGGUGGGACUCACUCCAGGAGAGAAGAAGAAGCAGCUUGGUGCCGAGUCCAAGCUGCAGUUGAAACAGUCCAAGCGUGUCCGGGAUGUGGUGUGGGACGAGCAGGGCAUGACCUGGGAGGUGUACGGCGCUUCCCUGGACCCGGAGUCCCUGGGCAUCGCCAUCCAGAACCAUUUGCAAAGACAGAUCAGGGAACACGAGAAAUUAAUCAAGGCUCAAAACAGCCAGAGCCGGAGAUCCAUCUCCUCGGAUGCGUCUUCAAACAAAAAGCUCAAAGGCAGGCAGCACAGUGUUUUCCAGUCCAUGCUGCAGAACUUCCGACGCCCCAACUGCUGUGUUCGCCCUGCUCCUUCUUCUGUGUUAGAUUGAAAGGAACAUGUACGGAAGCGCUUGCGUACAUUUGGGGUCUUCCUAGGUGUCCGUUGGUGGGUCUCAAAGCUUCCUUAGUUUUUUCCGAGAGACCAGGACGCGAAAGCAGCGAUGAACUCUAGGAAAUUGCUCUUAAGAACGGUAGUUUCCUUUGAUUGGGGCUUCAUCAAUAAAACAUCAUUUCAAUUUGAAAGAAAGAAAAGAAGCAAGCCUCCCUGGAGUUUUAUGACCUUAAUUAGGAGGAAAUAAUAGUCACUGGGUUUUUUAAUAUGAUGUUGCUGAUAGAAGUAACAUCACUAUACGUGUGUCAUUUUGUAUCACUGCCUCCGUUUAUCACACUGUGGUAUUUCCAUUAAAAUCCCUGCUUUACAUGAAAAAUAGCAAAAGCACCGCUCUACUUUCUAGACUGCUGCGGUAAGAAUGCUAUUAUCAGACAACUUGAAGUAGGUGAUGAGCGGAUAACAUGUAAAAAAUUGAAAUAUGACUCAUUCCUCAGCAAGAGGAUAUUAAAUUAAAGCAUUUAAAUGCUUAAAAUGCCCAAUAGGAAAGAAUAUUUGUAAACAUCGGCAGAGAACCCUUUUUAUAAACCUUGUUAUAGCUAUCGAUAAAUGUAAGAGAGUUCUAUUAGGAAAAAAUUAAUACCCACAAUAAAACAUGGGUUAUAUAGAUAUCCAUUUUCCUGCACUGAAGGCAAAAGUCAUCUCUGUGACUGUGAUUAGAUUAAAUUCAUAUUUCCUUACCCUGGAGGAAGUACAUGUGACGGAAUUCUGAGAAAGAGUCAUCGAAUUAUUGAUAAAACUAAACUUUAAGUUGUUUGUUUUCCAAUAACAUUCUACCAAGACCAUUACGAUUCUGGUAAGGACUUAUAAAUAGUCGAUUACCAAACUCUUUUUUUUUUUUUUCCCUGUGUUGAAACAAACAAGACUCCUAAGUCACAAAAACAAGGUGUUUAAACAGGAUGCAGGUUUUUUUUUUUUCCCCUUUGGUUUGAUUUAGUUUGGUGGCUUCUAGGAGAAAAUGGAGUCAAAUAGAACACAAGCUUCCUCACUGCUUCUGUUUGUAGACUCGUAUCGUCUAAUCGUUGAAGUCUAAUCUGUGGUACCGAGGUAACCUCUGCAAGCCUAUUGGCUUUAAGAGAAAUACCAUCGUAUCUCACAUUCAAACCCAAUAAAAGGAGCCACCUGUCUAAAACACCGUGUGA